AAAAAAAAAAGGAUAAAAGUGAAAUGCGGCUGCCUGGCUGGAUCGGGCCACCCCUGUCUAUUGGGCCUUAUCGUCUGGCCCAUAAAGUCGGGUCACUGUCGCCCGGCCCAAAUAUCUGGUCAACCCGGAAUGACCAAACGAAUACGGAUUUCAGAGAUAGUGCAUUGCAGUUAUCAAACUCAAGGCUCAAUAGAGUCAAUGGCGUUGAGUAAGAUUGUUGAGUUUGAGUGUGAAAGAUAGAGAGAGAAGAGAAGCAGAGAUGGAGUGGUGCGAGUCGAUGCCAAAAGUGGAACUUCAUGCUCAUCUCAACGGUUCCAUCAGAGAUUCUACUCUACUGGAGCUCGCCAGAGACUUGGGUCAGAAGGGUGUCUUGGUUUUCUCUGAUUUCGAGCAUGUCAUCCUCAAAAAUGAUCGUUCUCUUGUUGAGGUUUUCAAGCUGUUUGACCUGAUCCACAUGGUCACCACUGAUCAUAGAACUAUUACAAGAAUCACUAAAGAAGUCGUUGAGGAUUUUGCUUCCGAGAAUGUGGUCUACAUUGAGUUAAGAACAACUCCGAAGAAAAAUGAGUCAAUUGGAAUGAGUAAACGAUCAUACAUCGAAGCAGUCGUGGAAGGUCUGAAAACUAUCAAUAAUGUUGAUGUAGAUUUCUUGCCUCAUGAUGUCAAUGCCCAAAGUUCUUUAAAUUCUCUGCCUAUGGACAACACUCAUAAUUUAACUCCAAGAAAAAAGAUAUAUGUUAGACUUCUUCUGAGCAUUGACCGACGAGAGACCACCGAAGAUGCCAUGGAAACGGUGAAACUUGCACUGGAAUUGAAAGAUGUGGGAGUAGUUGGUAUUGAUCUUUCAGGAAAUCCAGUUGUGGGUGAAUGGACCACCUUUUUUCCUGCCCUGCAAUUUGCAAAAGAAAAUGGCCUUGCCAUAACACUUCAUUGUGGCGAGGUACGUAAUCCGGAGGAGAUACAAGCUAUGCUGGACUUUUUGCCUCAGAGGAUUGGUCAUGCUUGUUUCUUUGAAGGGGAAGAUUGGGAGAAGUUGAAAUGUCUGAAGAUUCCGGUUGAAAUUUGUUUCACAUCCAACAUACGGACCAACUCGAUCUCUUCACUAGAUGUUCAUCACUUUGAUGACUUGUAUAAAGUAAACCAUCCUUUAGUAAUCUGCACCGACGAUUCUGGGGUUUUCUCUACCAGUGUUUCAAAAGAAUACAGUUUGGCAGCAUCUGCAUUUGGUCUUGGAAAAAGGGAAAUAUUUCAGUUGGCAAGAGAUGCUGUUGAUUUCAUAUUUGCAGACGAUGAAAUAAAGAGGCUUUUGAAAGAGGUGUUUGAUUCUUUCAGAUCGAAUCUGGCUCUUUGAUCAUACGAUUUAUCACGGUCUUUGUAUCGUAUCCCUUGGUAGCUUUCUAGUCCUUGGAGGACGUAUUACAUACAUAUUUGAUAUUCCUGAAGUAAUAUGGGUUUGGAGAGUGGGUCAGAAAGUAUAAACUUCGUAUCCAGCAUUGUUGGAUGAUAAAUGGAAAUCUGAUCAAUUUACAAGGCUUCUACUUAUUUGGUCUUGUCUGUUCUCUGAACCUGUUAUGUUUUCUCUUCUAGUGACACUUUUUGUUAAUUUAGAUUCAGAUAUACGUUGGUUGGUUCACUUGCUACUUCUUCGGCCACUUUUCUCUUUCCCCUUCUAAAGCCAAAUCCAAAUUGAAGCUUAGAGUAAGGGAAGAAAAAGAAAAAGAAAAGCUUUGAUUUUUGGUUGUUAUAUAACUUAAAAACUCAGUUUACAGUACGCUGUUUGCUGUAGCUCAAGAAAGAGGGUUAGGAGUACAGGCAGGUCGAUUCACUUUGCUUUUAGUCAAAAUCAGCUUUGAGCUGAACUAUUGACAAAACCACACUGAUGGAAUCAACUAUCAAAUCAACUGAAAUCAAAUUGAAUUGUUCAGAUAGAUACAACCUGUCAAAAUUAAACUGAUUGACUAACUUUUUUGCUUUAUAUUUUAUCAAAUCAAACUGAUUAAUCUUUGGUACAUACAGUAUAAGGUAUUCCAUGAAAAACAUAAAAUUUUACUGUGGCUGCAUUGAAAAUAGGACUCCAAUUGCUCUGGCAACCGGGUUGGUAAGGACUUGAGUCUCUUGCGCUCAUACUAACCUAGAGAUCUCAAAUACGAACUUCUCGAUGAAUUUAAUACUAAAAAUCUUUGAUGUCUCUCGAGUUGCUUAGAGUGGAUACGGGUGUCCUGGAGUAUAGGGGAGUAAAGUUUCGACUCCAGGUAUUAAAAAAAAUAGGACUGCAGUCCCUACUUGUAAGAAGCUUGAGAAAUCUUAAGCCAUGAUCAGUUCAAAUCUCUUCAAUCUUAUACACAAGAACAACCUCAGAGGAAGAAUGAGAAUUCUUGAUCAGCAUACGUAUCCUCCUUAAAUAAAAAAAAUAUGAAUAUCUAGUGGGGAUUCGCAUGAGUUCUCUACGGAUACUCAAAUCAUUUCAGAUAGCAAAACCAAAAUAAGAGUGGGCAGGCCCCAAUUCUGAGCAUGCCUGUGCUAAUGAUAAUGCCAAGUCUCCCCUUGAGGAGAGAACUACGUGGCCAAACAAGUCAAAUGAGUUUCUUAGGAAAAGACAUCAUCAUUGAAAAACAUGCUUCCAGAGCAAAAUAACAAGUAGAAUAUGAUGUCCCCAAAAUCCACCAAUCACGCAGUAACUCCACAUUUGUCAACUUUAUCUAAAGUAAUUCCAUGGAGAUGGCCUAGACUUAAAGCAACCCCAAAAAGUCCUCGAGAAAAGGGUCUCCCAAGGCCGCCUCCACUUCCAUUUUUGGGUAAAAAUGUAUAAAGGAAUCAGCACAAGCAGAAGCUUCUCGGAGAAAAUGGGCAGCGUUGCUCCACUAGCCAUUGGCACGCGAGGCACUGUGGGGUCGCUGGUGAUGAAGGAGAUCGAGUACUUCACCAAGCUUGAACUCGAACGCCAUGGCGGCUCCCAGAGGAUAACUGCUGAAGCUUCGAGAAGAGGAGAUUCAAAGCCAAGCUUCUGGCUUCUGUCGUCCACUUGGAAGUGGAAGAAGAGAAGAUCAGGCAGCACCAAUGGGAUUCUCCCUAACAUUUGCUCUGCUGUUGAAUUGUCAAAAAGCAAUCGCUUUAAUGGGAUUCCUGGUUUUGGUUACAGGAUUCUCAAAGAAGAUGUCAAUUACUUUACCAUUUGAUUCCAUUCAAUUCAAAAGGGUCCUUUAAUUUGUUUGCUUUCUGUUGAAUUGCUUUCCCCUUCAUGUGUUUGUGUUUCUUUUCAAGGCUUCCAAUGUUCUGACUGGAAACAAAAUAACAGUUCCUUUACUGAUUUGAUUGAGAUUUGGAAACAGGCACUGUUCAAUAGAAUAUUGCAUUUGAAACUA
Momordica charantia (bitter melon) is the source of this 3362-nucleotide messenger RNA. Its product is annotated as adenosine/AMP deaminase family protein. The record is from RefSeq and is a predicted model, not a curated record. Gene Ontology annotation, molecular function: adenosine deaminase activity. Gene Ontology annotation, biological process: adenosine catabolic process; inosine biosynthetic process. Lineage: Eukaryota; Viridiplantae; Streptophyta; Magnoliopsida; Cucurbitales; Cucurbitaceae.